GGUCUUCAGGUCUAACAAAACGCAUGUUGCCCUCGACCUGGCCUCACUCAACAAAUAUUUGAAAUUCCAUAUCACCUAUCUACAUUGUAUUUGGACAUAGUGAAACGCUUGACUUAUAGGGCAAUAUAUCUGCGCAGAAUGUUGUCAUGGAUCCAUUCACACACGAUAACAAAUCACGUGGAAGUUUUCCUUGAGAAAUAAUCAUCGAACAUGAAUGCACUCGUGUUUGGAAUAGCAGUGCUUUCAAUUCCCGUAGCACUCCCUUUCCUGUUCGGAGAUGAAUGCACGAUUUCCCCCCAAGGCUUCAUCCCUGACGGAGAACACCGUGAAUAUCAGGCUCCUGGUGGCUGCACCAAUGGCACUGUAGACUGGAACUAUCCAAAAGAGUACAUCAUUGUCAAUUUCAAGAGGGGAAGUCAUGAUAAAUUUUCUGUAUGCAUCGGUGAAAGUAUUGGCGGUGACAUGUUCAGAUUGUACGAUAUAACAGGACAUACACGGAAUUCUAUCUCACAAGGUACAUGGCCAUGCUUAAAUUCUCAUCACGGAAGUGUCUCCAUCGAAAUCCAUGCUCCGGAAAUGCAGACCUACAUGGGGGCAAUUGACUAUUCUAUACAAAUAUGAUUUCAUCCUGUAUGAUAGUGCCUUCACAAUGCAUGUGGUAUUCAAAUUCAUACAGAAUAUUAUAGAUCCCUAGUUAAAAAAAUAUCCUGAGACUGCGAAGAUCAUUUGACUGAUUAAAAUCAACAUAAUGAUUUAAAAAUGAGACAUGUUUCUUAUCAACUUCUUGAGUAACAUUCUUUAUUUAGGAGCCGUUAUGCAUAAAUAUUUAAGUUUCCAA
Molecule: messenger RNA, 838 nt
Organism: Ostrea edulis (European flat oyster)
Lineage: Eukaryota; Metazoa; Mollusca; Bivalvia; Ostreida; Ostreidae
Exons: 3
Coding region: 211-621 (136 amino acids)
Source: RefSeq, a predicted model, not a curated record